AGAAUGGAGAGGACCAUGUGUUUCCCUCUGUUGCUGCUGAUCUGCUCUCUCUCUACGGCUCAGCUUCAGUCUGACAAUAAAAUUGUUCCACAUCAUGCUGAAUCCCAGGGAGGAGAACCAACAAAUGUGUCUGAGCACCAACAGACCUGUCCUCAAGACAUCCACGCUGUGCUGAGAGAGAUGAGCGCCUCUUUGGCUGAACAGAGGGUGGAGACGAGGCACCUUCAGAGAGAGAAUGAAGCACAGGCAGCUCAGCUGAGAGAACUGGAGUUACAGAAGACUGAGAUGGACAUGUUGAAGCUACAGCAACAAGCACAAAACGCUAAGCUGGAGUUACAGAAGACUGAACUGGAGAAGCAGAAGAUCGAGGGGGAGAUACAGAAGACUGAACUGGAGAAGCAGAAGACUGAGGGGGAGAAGCAGAAGAUCGAGGGGGAGAAGCAGAAGACUGAACUGGAGAAGCAGAAGACUGAACUGGAGAAGCAGAAGAUCGAGGGGGAGAAGCAGAAGGUCGAGGGGGAGAUACAGAAGACUGAACUGGAGAAGCAGAAGAUCGAGGGGGAGAUACAGAAGACUGAACUGGAGAAGCAGAAGACUGAACUGGAGAAGCAGAAGACUGAGGGGGACAAGUUAAAGCAACAACUUCAAGUACAAGCAGCAGAGCUGAUCACUGUGAAAGCCAGGUCAAAUGUCACAGAAAACCAGGUGGAGGCUCUGAAGAGAGACGGAGAAGUCAAACAGGUGGCUUUCUCAGCCUCUCUGUUGGCUUCAGGCACAGAAACAAUCGGACCAUUUAACACUGAAUCUAAUCUGGUCUUCAGAUACCUCUUCUCAAACAUUGGGAAUGCCUACAACCCAAACACAGGUUUUUUCAUUGCACCAGUGAGAGGAGCCUACCACUUUGAGUUCUACGUAUACGGUCACGGUCAUCCGACACAUGCUUCAGGUGCUACGUUGUUCAAGAACGGAGAGAGAGUUUGUAUUGCAUAUGAACAUCAGACUUCAGGUACGGUAAAAUCUUCUAAUGGUGCCACGCUGCUUCUGGAGGUCAGAGAUGUUGUGUUUUUGCGUUUGUGGGGAGACUGCAAGAUAUAUGACAAUGUACAUCGUCAUAGCACCUUUAGUGGUCAUCUACUUUUCACCAUGUGAAAAAAUAAACCGUUUUUAUUUUGUGUCAGUACUUGUUGAAAAAGGUGUAAUUUGUUUUUCCUUAAUAUGAACACUGUACAAUACACUUUUUAAUCAAAAAUAUGUGUGCAUUUUUUGUUCAGUUUUGUUGAGGGAUUUGCAUGAAAUACAGUGAUAAACAGAAACAGAAAACUCGUACCAGAUUUUGAACAU
This is a messenger RNA of Trematomus bernacchii (emerald rockcod), 1341 nucleotides long. RefSeq names its product myb/SANT-like DNA-binding domain-containing protein 4. The transcript is spliced from 6 exons. Bases 4 to 1149 code for a protein of 381 amino acids. NCBI's taxonomy places the organism in Eukaryota, Metazoa, Chordata, Actinopteri, Perciformes, Nototheniidae. Gene Ontology annotation, molecular function: protein binding. The record is from RefSeq and is a predicted model, not a curated record.